Messenger RNA from Fragaria vesca subsp. vesca, 2047 nucleotides. RefSeq lists its product as uncharacterized. The transcript has a single exon. Lineage: Eukaryota; Viridiplantae; Streptophyta; Magnoliopsida; Rosales; Rosaceae. The coding region runs from base 69 to 1862 and encodes 597 amino acids. Gene Ontology annotation, cellular component: membrane. The record is from RefSeq and is a predicted model, not a curated record.
ACACCAAAGUUUGCUUACAGCUCUCUCUGGUUCAACCUAGCUAGCUAGAUACAUAUAUCAAUCCAGCCAUGGCGGGUUCCGGUCCUCGAGGAUGGGCCGACACCAAAAGCCUGACCCUCCAGGUCCUCAACGGCCGGUGGUUCAUGGUCUUUGCAUGUCUCUUAAUCAUGUCCGCCGCCGGCGCCACCUACAUGUUCGGCCUCUACUCUCCCGACAUCAAGACAGCUCUAGCCUACGACCAAUCUACACUCAACCUCCUCAGCUUCUUCAAAGAUUUUGGAUCCAACGUCGGCAUCCUCUCCGGCCUCCUCAACGAGGUCACGCCGCCGUGGGUGGUCCUGCUGGUCGGCGCCGUCCUCAACUUCUUAGGAUACCUAAUGAUCUGGCUCUCCGUCACCAAAAAAAUCGCGAGACCAAAAGUCUGGCAGAUGUGCUUGUACAUUUGCAUCGGCGCCAAUUCUCAGUCGUUCGCCAACACUGGCUCGCUGGUCACCUGCGUCAAGAACUUCCCCGAGAGCCGCGGCGUCGUUUUAGGGCUUCUCAAGGGCUACGUCGGCCUCAGUGGCGCUAUCAUCACGCAGAUGUACUUUGCUUUCUACUACAACGACACCAGGGCCUUGAUUCUGCUCAUCGGGUGGCUUCCGGCGGCGAUCUCGUUCGCUUUUCUGAGGACUAUUAGGAUCAUGAAGGUGAUUAGACAAAGCAACGAGGUCCAGGUGUUCUACAACAUGUUGUACAUCUCUCUCGGCCUCGCCGGAUUUCUGAUGAUCAUGAUCAUAGUAGAGAAUAGGGUGAACUUUACUCAACAAGAGUACGGCGCCAGCACGGCGAUGGUGCUCUUCUUGCUCGCUCUUCCCGUUGUUGUUGUUGUAAUCGAGGAGUACAAGCUUUGGGAGAGAAAACAGCUCGAGAUGAAUGGUGACGUCAAAAUAGUGACGGAAAAGCCAGUCGUUCCCACGGAAGAACAAUUAGAGGUGUCAAAGGAGCCGGUCACAUAUGAAACUCCUGAGUCCACAGAGGAACAACCUAGCCAAUCUUGUUGGAAAACUUGUUUUAGGCCACCAAAUAGAGGAGAAGACUACACUAUUCUUCAAGCCCUAUUCAGCAUUGACAUGCUCAUACUAUUCAUGGCGUGCAUAUGUGGUGUUGGGGGCACAUUGACAGCAAUUGACAACUUGGGUCAGAUUGGCACUUCGUUGGGAUAUCCCACACGCAGCAGGAAAACUUUCGUCGGCCUGGUCAGCAUAUGGAAUUAUCUCGGUAGAGUCGUCGCCGGAUUCGUCUCGGAAUUUUUACUAAAACGAUACAAGUUCCCUCGUCCUCUCAUUCUAACCCUAACCCUCUUUGUCUCUUGCUUUGGUCACCUCCUCAUUGCCUUCAAUGUUAAAAAUGGUCUCUACCUAGCCUCGGUCAUAAUAGGGUUUUGCUUCGGCGCUCAAUGGCCUUUGCUCUUCGCCAUAAUUUCUGAGCUCUUCGGGCUCAAGUACUACUCGACUUUGUACAAUUUUGGUUCAGCCGCGAGUCCCGUCGGCUUGUACUUGCUCAACGUGAAACUCACCGGUCAUGUAUACGAUAAGGAGGCGAUGAAGCAAUUGGUGGCCAAAGGGCUCGAGAGGAAUAAAGACGAGGAGUUGACUUGUCUUGGUGGAGAGUGCUUCAAGUUGUCCUUCAUUAUAAUCACAGCUGCCACAUUUUUUGGGGCAUUGGUUUCAUUGAUUUUAGUGAUGAGGACAAGGAAGUUUUACCAGAGUGAUAUAUACAAGAAGUUCCGAGAGGAGGCAGAUAAAGCUGCUGAGACUGAAAUGGCCAUGGCACGAAAUGGUGUCACCAAUGGCCAUAACCAAACCAAUGGAAGAUCGUAGACGAAUGCAUACAUGUACUUCUUCUUCUUCUUCUUUUUUUUUUUUUGAAACCGCCUGAAAUAGGUAUAGAAAUUAGGAAAAAGGAGACUAUACAGAUCAGUGUGUAAUUUCUCUUUUAAAUUUGUGUGGGAUUUUUACAUCAAUGUCGAUAUAUUUCAGUUUAGCCUUCUUUUUCUACAACUUGU